Anisakis simplex (herring worm) is the source of this 807-nucleotide messenger RNA. The record is from the annotation of a GenBank genome assembly. NCBI's taxonomy places the organism in Eukaryota, Metazoa, Nematoda, Chromadorea, Rhabditida, Anisakidae.
AUGCAAAAUUUAUUCCGGAAUGUUAAGGUGGCUUGUGAGCAUGAUUCGCUAAAUCUUGGUGAUGUGUUCAUUUUGGACUGUGAACUCGACCUUUAUGUGUGGAUGCCACCGGAGAGUGGCCGACUUGAACGCAUUAAGGGAAUGUCACAAGCAAAAAGUAUUCGUGAUGAAGAACGCAACGGUAAACCAAAAGUGCAUGUGCUCGAUCUUGACUGGAAUAAGAACGAUGCAUUCUGGAAGAUAAUGGGCGGCAAGCAGAAUGUUAGCAAGCUGAAGUCAGCGGAGGCUGGAGGAGCAGAUGAGAACUUCUGGAGAACGAAUAAACAGCAGAUCACGUUGUGGAGGGUUUGUGAUGAAAGUGGAAAAAUUGAGGUGACGAAGAUUUCCGAAGGCGAUUUCAAAUAUGAUCAGCUGGAGUCCAAGGAUGCAUUCAUUUUGGAUGCUUCGAAUGGAGGUGUUUAUGUGUGGAUUGGGAAGGGUUGUACGAAAGAGGAACGCGCCAAAGCAGUGAAUUGGGCCAAUGAUUACAUCGACAUUCAGGGUAAACCUGAAUGGACACAAGUGAUUCGCGUAAUGGAGGGCGCUGAGCCAGCCAGUUUCACACAGUGGUCAACCAGUUGGCAGGACGGCAAUGCUGCUUACGGAUUCCAACCGAAAUUAUUCCAGUGUAGUGAUGAAAGCGGUAAACUGUCGAUCGAAGAAAUUGCUAAUUUCACACAAGAGGUUAGAUGUUGGUGCAAUUGCAGAAAUGUUGUGAUGCAAAAGAAACGCGUUCUCCAUGGGAUUAUCCAUUGGAAUUUUUCCUGA